AUCGCCAGCGUUUGAGGUCAGGCAGAGACAUACAUGAACAGGAGUGGGUCAGAAUUCAUAUCCACAUCAAGUCCAAGAAGGUUGACCUCGAGCCAAACACAGUCCAGCUCGAGGUCGGCGUUCGCGAUGUACCUGAACCAGCGGGCUUAGCUGUUAGAGCUUCACUCACCAGUCAAGCAAGAAGUCACUCAACCCGACCGACCUUGAACGAGCUUGAGGUUGACUUCCCCUCGACUACGCAGAUCGACCUCGAGCCGAAAACCAUUCAGCUCGAGGUCGACAUCAAGGAUGCACGCAACAUGGACAAGACUCACCAGAAGCCUAGUCAACCGCGCCACCAGGUCGUUUUGCACGAGGUCAAGUGCAAGUCAAUUGAUCGUCAAGGCUCAACUAAAAACAGCAGCAAAACAUUCAAUCAGAAAUUGUAUUGUCUCAUGAACAACCAGGAUAGGUCAUUUCUUAACGCGGUCCAGAGAUUCGUAUGA
Puccinia graminis f. sp. tritici CRL 75-36-700-3 is the source of this 485-nucleotide messenger RNA. RefSeq lists its product as uncharacterized. Lineage: Eukaryota; Fungi; Basidiomycota; Pucciniomycetes; Pucciniales; Pucciniaceae. The annotation marks the transcript as partial. The transcript is spliced from 2 exons. The record is from RefSeq and is a predicted model, not a curated record.